GUCGUGUGGGUCCUACUUAUAGACAAUGCGAACACUUUUAUUUAAAUAGCAAUACCAGAGCCGCAGUCAUCGAUACCUCUUCUAUCAUUGUAAACGGCACUCAAAUGUGGACAGUCCCUCAAACGGGCUACUAUACACCGGGUCUGAUGCCUGUGGCAGAAGUGACUUAAUCCCAAAUGCGGUGCGGGUGGUGGUGGGGGCGGCACUUAUGAAGAUCAAAAUUUGGUUCCACUUAUAA
Molecule: messenger RNA, 238 nt
Organism: Oppiella nova
Lineage: Eukaryota; Metazoa; Arthropoda; Arachnida; Sarcoptiformes; Oppiidae
Source: the annotation of a GenBank genome assembly